Pseudonaja textilis is the source of this 564-nucleotide messenger RNA. Lineage: Eukaryota; Metazoa; Chordata; Lepidosauria; Squamata; Elapidae. The record is from RefSeq and is a predicted model, not a curated record.
CCGGACAGUCUUGAGAAAAGGCAUCUAGCAGGAGAAAGCAGAGAGAACAAGAGGAUGGGACACCACACCUUCUGGGGAUUCUGCCUCUUGGCCUGCUUGGCCGUGACCUCCUGGGUGGAAGGUUCCCCAGGGAUCCAGGGACGAGCCAAGUGUCCCGAAGAGGCCGUUUAUUAUCGACGCUAUUGCUAUCAACCGGUUGAUAUAUCCCUCACCUGGGAUGUGGCCGAGAUCGAGUGCCAGCACCUGAGGCCUGGAGCCCACCUGGCCACUUUUCGGACCGCUGCUGAGGAAAAAAUUGUCUCCUCCCACAUCAGGCGCUCCAGCACCACCACAGAUGCCUGGAUUGGGAUGCAUGCUGUGCGAAUGCCCAAGAAACUCACCUGGGAAUGGAUCGAUGGGACCACCUACACCCCAGGAUCCCUCCUCUGGGACAACCGGGCCCCCAGCACCUCUCUUUCCACUGCUGAAUGCAUCUCCGUCACCAACAUCCAUAUACCAGGAAGUACGGCUCAGUCUCUCUUCAGAGAAAGAGGGGGAGGGGAGAAACGAGGAGGGGGGAGCUGA